UCCGGUGGCGGCGAAGUGCCGUUGCCAUGGUGAUUGGAGAAAGGCCGCCGUCUGCCCGGCGGCCCUGAGACGGUCGCGGGAUCGCCGGAAAGAAUGGGCUGAGACUCCUCGUUUGUGAGCUGGCAUUAGGUAGCGCAGCGCGGUCUCCAUCUCCUCACUCGUGUGCGGCUCCGUCUUCUCCCACCGGCUGCUUUUCCUGGUCUAACUCUUGGUCCGAGUAGAAUGGCCAGCAGUCCGGGAAGUGGUGCAGCUUUUCCCAGUCAGAGUCCUCAAACGAAGAAAUACUCAUUAACUGAAGAGAAAAUAUUUUAUAUGAACUGCAGAGCUGCCUACUUAACAGUCUUCAAAAGCAGCUUAGAAAACAUUAUUUCUAAAGAUCAACUAUACUUAGUUCUUCAACAUGCAGGAAGAAACCCAUCCCAAAAGACAAUUAAUAAAUAUUGGACUUCUCAAACAACCAAACUGAAUUUUGAUGAUUUUUGUGUAAUUUUAAGGAAGGAAAAACCUACUUCAAAAGCAGAACUGCUAAAAUCAUUUAGGCAAUUAGAUGUAAAUGAUGAUGGCUCUAUUUUACACACUGACCUUUAUAAAUUUCUAACAAAGAGAGGGGAAAAGAUGACUCGAGAAGAAGUAAAUGCCAUAAUUAAUUUGCCUGAUGUAAAUGCUGAUGGAAAGUUUGACUACAUCAAGUUUUGUAAAUUAUAUAUGACAACCAAUGAGCAAUGUCUCAAGACUACACUAGGAAAACUGGAGAUUGAUAGCAAACUGAAGUGUCAGCAGUUUGGAAGCCACAUCGAAGGACCUCUUGAAAGGGACCCAUCACCAGUACCAAAACCUUCACCUAGAAUCAUAAGAAAAACGGAUCAGGAGAUGUUCUCAAAUAAAGGUGGCAACAGGAGUCCUUUACUGUCAAGCACUAGGAAUUUCAAAACAUCUGUUUCCCUCACAGUUACCAUGAGUGCUAACAGUAACCAGAACCCCAAGUUAACUGAGCCGAACUUAAUAGAGGACUGGCAAUGUGUACAAUCAAAAGGUUGCUUCUUCUUAGAAGAAGAUGGUAAAAUCAUUAGUCAUCAAUACAGGAUGCACAUACCUGAGAAGUCCAUGGUUUAUCUAACAAUUAAGCCAUUAAAACUGAGUCAGGUCGAAGGAAAACCAUCUCCUUGGUUAUCGGUUGAUACAGCUUUAUAUAUUCUAGUGGAAAAUGAGAGUCAAGCAAAUCUACAGCCCUUGUGUUUUACUGAACUACAAAAUAGAGAAGUGUUUGGAUGGACUGGUGAACUAGGACCUGGAAUUUACUGGUUAAUUCCCUCCACAACGGGCUGUAGGCUGAGGAAAGAAAGCAAGCCAGUACCAGAAGAAGCCCUGCUUGUAUACAGAGAUGAAACAGGAAAAUUAUUUCUUACAAAGGAAUUUAAGUCAGCUUUAUCAGAUAUAUUUGAAGUAAUUGAUUUAGAUGGAAAUGGUCUUCUUAGCCUUGAAGAAUAUAAUUUUUUUGAAUUGAGAGCAAGUGGUGAGAAAUGUGAUGAAGAUGCUUGGGCUGUGUGCAGAGAGAAUUUUGAUACGAAGAAGAAUGAAUUAACAAGACAAGGAUUUAUGGAAUUGAAUAUGAUGGAAGCCAGUGACCAAGGCGGAGAUCCUCGUGACCUUUGGGUGAUUCUGCACUCGAUGGGCUACAAUAAAGCUCUGGAGCUGACAGAGGCAUGUCCGUUUGUCAUCAAUAUUCAUGCAGAAAAGUGCAAGCCAAGAAUUAAAGCUGUCUGUAUGGAGGCAUGCAGUGGGCAACUUGAGAAGACCAUUUGUAAAUAUGUUCUUACCAACGGCAAUGCCAAGUUAAUGGAUGGCUAUGAGAAUAUAAUCAUAUAUACUUACAAACAUGACAGCUGGAUAACUUCUGUUAUUGAAAAUAAGUCAGAUAAUAAACUGAUUAUUCACGUCAACAAUGAGCUAAGUAAAAACUGUGUGAACAACAAAGGACUCAACACAUAUGUAGUAGAAGUGGCACCAAAAUCUACAAUGGUUUGUCAACAUGUAAUGCCUCUGAAUGAACGACAAGAAUGGAUAUAUCAUUGUGUGUAUUCCCUUAUAUCUUAAAUAAUUCCACCUGGAGCUAUCUUAAGAAUAAUUACUUCAGAUUUAGUCUAUAUAUUGAUCAAGUAAAUGCUAAUCAAUUUUACUGACAUAUGUAUAUAAUUAACUAAUUUAUAUGCAUCUACAUUUUAUGUUCAUGUUAGACACUUUUAUUAUUAAAAUAUAAAUGUUUUUAAUCUGUGACCUUCUUAUUAAUUUAGUGGUAACUCUAGC
This is a messenger RNA of Lepus europaeus (European hare), 2304 nucleotides long. RefSeq names its product EF-hand calcium binding domain 7 (gene EFCAB7). NCBI's taxonomy places the organism in Eukaryota, Metazoa, Chordata, Mammalia, Lagomorpha, Leporidae. The record is from RefSeq and is a predicted model, not a curated record. The coding region runs from base 223 to 2094 and encodes 623 amino acids. The transcript has 14 exons. Gene Ontology annotation, molecular function: calcium ion binding.